CCCGCUGGCCUCAGCCUCUCUCCUUAGCGCGUCAAGACCUGUUCGGGGUGUGGUCCGCCCGUUCGUUGCUCGCGCACCCGCCUCCUCCCUGUCGCUUGUCGUCGCAUCAACACCAUCUCCCCCUUCCCCAUCAACAUCAUCAUUGCCACCAUCCUCAUCCCCACACACACCUUUCCCCCUCCCCCUCCUUUUUUCCUUCUUCCUUCCACUGCUCCUCUCCUCUCCUUCCUUCGUACCCUUUCCUCACCGCCGAUAUGGGUCUCCCCAUGUGGCGCGCGCCGUCCCCCAAGGCCAGGGACGCGCUUAAAAAGGACCCGAUAGCCAAUGCGCGGAGCCCUAUCAGACGACGUCGUCCUGCUACCUUUCCGGCAUCCCCGAGUCACGCCUACGAAACUGUGACCGAGCAGCUUCACCAUGCAUCGCACCAGGACGACUAUGGCCAUCCGCUUUCCACCGCUCCUUCUUCCUCCACUACAUGGUCGCCCUCACGCCCCCCACUGCCACCCCCCGCCCCCGAAUCACCCAACUACUGGCGACGCGGUGAGCACUCUUCUGCCUUAGCCGCACCCCCACCGCCGCCCGACAGAGACAUGCGCGCACCUUUUCGCCUGUCCACAGAUGCUCCUCGUGGCUUGUCCUUGGAUAAUCGUCGUCCCCUCCCUUCCUUGACUCCAAACUUCGCGCCUGCCUCGGCCUCGCGCAACGUCCGCCGCAGCUCACGACACGACUCCCCCAACGACCCUCAAGACCGUUCUGCUUACCGGAGUCGGUCGCCCUGGGACAGUCUCCGCGCUGAAAUUUCCGAUCGCCGCCCCCACAUCAUCAUGAGGUCUGGUCGUCGUAAUAUCCCCGAUGGACCUUUGCCCUUGAGCUCGUUGCGCGAGUCCUGGAGCCCUUCCUCGACUAUAGAUGGUCUUGGGGAUCGCGAACGCAGUCUCACCCCUACCGAGGAAAGCUCGCAUUGGGAGCCUUUUCUCGCUAGCGUUGUGCCUGACCCGUUUCCACCUACUGCAGAUUCGUCCUUCACUUCGGCUGCCGCAUCAGCCUCAUUCUCGAACACGCAGCCUAGCUCUCGCGCCAGUAGCUCCAACUCCAAUUCGGUAUCGUCUUCGCGUACCCACAUUACUGUUCCUUCGCGUAGCCAAUCUUUCAGCCUCGAGCAAUUUCUCCACAUCUGCGACACCUCAUCGGAUGAUGGGGCCUCAGAUACCGAAGAAGAAGAUGGCGGGGAAGACGCCGAUGCUCCGAGUUCUUUUCGCUCAUUUUACCCGAGGAGUGGUGUCAGUCGUGUCCUGCAAAAUCCAUAUCGACAACCGUGGCGCAUCCGCAACCAGGUACGCGAGUCGGUUUCAAACGUGAGAAGCUUCUAUGGCGAGAUUGUUCCUCAGGAGCCGGAGACGCGACUCCACGAGCCGGAGGAGAAUCACCCAAAUAUAUCUAGCGAGGAUCCCAUAGAAGAACGCGCUGCAAUAGACGAAGAUCUGUCGCUAGAUCAAGAGUUGCGUGAUGCGCGUGCGUUGCUAGAACGCUUGACACAAAGGGACGAUAUCUCGGAUGAGUUUUGGGCAUCUGUGGGAUUGCGACGACCCCUUGCUGAUCGCCUGGAACGUAUUCAGCAGCGCGAGCGCUUGUGAUGAACGGUUUGUCUUCUUCAGUGUGAGGCCUGCGGGCCGGUCUGACACUGCAAUUCUGCGACUUAUUCUCUUUACGGACUCUAUUUGACAACGAGUUUACCACUACCUCGCGAGUGGAUGGCGACCACUGGACAUAGGUCAUCUCUAUCGCGGAUGUCUGGAUUUCUUUUAAUGAUUGUUUGUGUAAGGAAACCCACGAUCAAAAUUUCGUUCAGUCUUGCAUACUUGCCAAUUCUUGGCGUUACUCCAUCGAUGGAAGGAGUGCUUUUAUUUUCUUAUACUCUAUGUAAUUGUGUCCUUUUUUUUUCUACCGGAGGGUGGUCCCAGGAAGGGAGGGGGAAAGGCUGUAUGCGGUGGAAAAAAGGGCGAAAAAGCGUUUGGCCUAUGAACGAGCUGUUGUAUUCGUGGUUACGGAGUAUUUAUGUCCUUGAUUCACGAUUUGAUAAACGGAUACAAAUGAUGACAUGGCUAUUGUUCCCAUGUCCGAUUUCUACAACAGUUCUUUGCCCGGGAUGCUUGCGACUGACCUCCUGCCUACUUAUCUUUAGCCUUCGUGAAGUUUGGUAUAAACAGCUGACUGAGGGUAUGAAAAUCGGCCUC
Messenger RNA from Periconia digitata, 2234 nucleotides. The record is from the annotation of a GenBank genome assembly. NCBI's taxonomy places the organism in Eukaryota, Fungi, Ascomycota, Dothideomycetes, Pleosporales, Periconiaceae.